Molecule: messenger RNA, 1130 nt
Organism: Corvus hawaiiensis (hawaiian crow)
Lineage: Eukaryota; Metazoa; Chordata; Aves; Passeriformes; Corvidae
Gene: FLT3LG
Product: fms related receptor tyrosine kinase 3 ligand
Exons: 7
Coding region: 208-948 (246 amino acids)
Biological process (GO): positive regulation of cell population proliferation
Cellular component (GO): cell surface; membrane
Molecular function (GO): receptor tyrosine kinase binding; cytokine activity
Source: RefSeq, a predicted model, not a curated record
GGUCCGCAGGGAAGGAGGGAGGGAGGGAACGGGAGGCUCAGGACGUCCCGCUGCCCCCUCGGGUUUCCUGGGCUCCCUCCCGGCUCGGUGCCGCUUUCGCUUUCGGCGGCGGCUCCGCCGCGGCCCGAGUGGUCCCGGGGGGGGUCCCGGGGGUGGCUCCGGGAGCGAUCGGGGGUCCCCGUGCGCCGCCCUCCGCUCGGCAGCGCCAUGGACUCGCCCCCUCCCAGCUCUGCUCUGGUGCCGCUCCUGCUCCUCCUGGCCGCGCCCGCUCCCGGCAGCUGCUGCUCCUUCGCCUUCAACCCCGUCAGCAGCACCUUCCGCGCCCACCUCAAUAACCUGACUCCCUGGCUGCUCCUCGACUACCCCGUGGCGAUGCCCAGCAACCUGGAGCCGGACAGUGGCUGCUCUGAUCUCUGGGGGGUGCACUUUGGGGCAGUGGCUCUGCAGCGAAUGUUGGGGGUGGCGGGGAAGGACUUGGCCCCCCUGCUCAGGACCCUCCUUGCCCAGCUCCACUUCGUGGCUGAGUGUCACAUCCAGGACCCCCAGGGCUGUGUCCGGCUGGAGACGGUGAACGUGUCGCAGCUGCUGGAGACCCUGGUGCAGCACCUGGGGGAGCUGCAAGGGAGACCCCCCCACUUCCCUGGCUGCGCCCACCUGCGCUGCCAGCCAGGUAGCCCCCCGGGACCCCCGAGAGACCCCCAGGACCCCUCCAGGGCAGCUGCUGACCCCCAUCUCCCCCCAGGGCCAGCGCUGACUAGCCUGGCCGUGCGGCACGAGGGGACCCUGGGGGCCAGGCAGGGACCCCCCAGCCCUGCUGGACACGGGCUGGUGCUGCUGGGGGGAGUCGGGGGGGCCCUGGGCCUGGCGGCGGCAGCCUGGAUGCUGUGGAGGAGACCCUGUGCCCAGCCCUCACAGGCACCCCCGACGUCAGAGCAGGACGGGACCUGAGUGGCUGAGCGGUACCUGGGGACAAACACAGGCUGGCCUGAACCACUGGUCAGAGACUGGGAUGCCCCAGUUCCCUGCUGGAAGCCCUUGGGGGCCACACCGGGAUCUCCUGGAGCCACAGAGAGACGGGGGGGCCCGGCCUGGCCUCCGCAGUGCCCAUAAAGCUGAUGUGGACACCCUGA